GGGGUGAAACGCAGCGCGCCAUCAUGAGAGUCUACAGUCGUGUGACUCUGGAGGAUGGCGCGCGGCCCGCGGUGUCUUUCUCUCCGCCUGAUCCUGCUGCUCAGCUGCGUGAGGGUCCACAGCACGGCCAUGGAGACCGUCAACAUGGUGGACUUCUGCGGUCAGACCAUCCGGGGAGACGGCAUGAUCGUCAACUCGCACCAGGAGUCCAAGAAGUUCUACUUCGUGUCCACGGGCACGGACUGCCACCUGACCAUGCAGGCGCGCUCGCCCCUGGACAAGGUCCAGUUCUACUUCCGCUUCUUCCUGGUCUACAGCUUGCUGCGCGUGGCGCCGCUGAGUCCCGCCCCGGUCUUCCAGGGCUCGCUUCACGGCUCGGCCUCUCUGAAGCCCGGGCUGGGCUCCGUCUCCGGGAGGGACCUGAGGGACCCCUGUCACUCGGGCUCUUACGUGCAGUUCUACGACGGCCCCGACAAGAGCUCCCCGGCCCUGGGCCACGCGCUGUGUGGCAAGAGCCCGCCGCGACUGGUGCUGUCCACCGGGAACUACUUGACUCUGAGGCUGGUGACCAGGGGGACUCAGCCCAGAGUGGACUUCGUGGGGGACUUCACCUCCUUCAGGCUCGGAUUCAACCAUUCCGAAUGCACCCGCGAGCCCUACUUCACCUGCGGCAACGGGAAGUGCAUCCCGCUCAGCCUGGUGUGUGACGACAAAGGCAUCGACAACUGUGGGGAUGGGAGCGACCUGGAGGAAAACCUCAGCUCGGGGUGCCAAGCAGGUCACCAUCUGCUUCCGGAACGCCUGCUGGCGACCCCGUCCCCGGCCGCGGUCAGUGUCCCCUCCGCAGAGCGGACGGCCACUCGUUCCUACUGCAGAGUGCCAGCCAGCGCCCCCAGUGAGCAGUCGCUGAGCGACCCUCGGGCAUCCUGGACCUUGUUGCUGGUCUCCGUCGGCCUGGCUGUGGCGGCGGGCGCGUUGGUGCUCUACUGGUGCUGCUGGUCGCCGGGCUGGCUUCUGUGGCGCCUCAGCGUCUGCCGCUUCUCACCCUGGUGUAACUUGCUCUGCUCCUCCUGCCAGCUCUGCUCCCACAGCAGCGAGCACCGGCCGGCGAAAGUCAGCCCGCAGCCGCCCGUCGCCAUGGAGGCGGCCGACAACCACGUCAGCAGUCAUCCUCUUUAGAGGGAGGCGAGGACGCCACCUGCAUCCAGGACGCACCAGUGCAGGCAGCAGCUCAGGAAUGGUUUCACCACAGCCCACCUGCUCAUCAGCGCCACCCACAGGUCAGCCCUUCUGACUGGGUCUCACCUCACGGUCUCAGUGCUCUCGAUGAGCAGUUGAAGUCAAUGGGCGCCAGUGUCUUUAGACGGGACCAAGAAAAGGGAACAUUCUGGUCCGAUCCAGCAGAAAUAUCCGCCCGGACCCUGACCAGAAUCCCAGUCCAGCAGCCUGGUGCCAGAGGGACGCUGCAGGCUGGCAGCCAGGAGGGGGCGUGUCUGCCAUGGAGGACACCGUUGGUGCACGGUCCUCAAUGCCAAACUCAACUCAUGUCAUUGUGCUUUGUGUGAAAAUAAAGUCGGACUAUUUAAGAGCGCGCUGGUGUCCCGCCUCUGGCUUCAGCCACCGCUGCCUUGCAUCUCACUGAGGCCGCCUGCAGAGGGCGCCCUGCCGGCCAGGUCGGUCCUCACCUGAACCUCCUCUCCUCCAUCCUUCUGUCUGACUGCUGAGCCGUG
Messenger RNA from Synchiropus splendidus (mandarinfish), 1730 nucleotides. RefSeq names its product low density lipoprotein receptor class A domain containing 2 (gene ldlrad2). Lineage: Eukaryota; Metazoa; Chordata; Actinopteri; Syngnathiformes; Callionymidae. The transcript is spliced from 5 exons. The record is from RefSeq and is a predicted model, not a curated record. Gene Ontology annotation, molecular function: protein binding. Bases 55 to 1179 code for a protein of 374 amino acids.